UCAGGAAAGGAGGAAUCAAUAAAUCAUAGAGAAGGAACGGUAACCAUUAUUGGCAGAACAUGCUUACUGUAGCCUUUUAAGUGGCUGCUUGCUUCCUGAGACUUUCUUCUGAUCUGCUCUGGGGUGGCAUGUAGGCAGCAGGCCCUGUUAUAAGCCGUUCUUCUCUGAGGGUGGUUCCCCUCAGAGACCUUAUUUUUAAAUGCAUGAACUUUCAGUACAGUAUUAUUUAUGCUGCUGGCUCUUUUAUGUACAUAUGUCUUGAACUCCUGACUUCAAGCGAUCCACCUACUUCAGCCUCCCAAAGUGCUGAGAUUACAGGCAUAAGCCACUGCUCCCAGCUAAUGUACAUAUGUCUCUUAAUAGAGACAUGUUAGAUAGUAAAUAUGUCCCUAAUAGAUGGUAAGCAGGUAUAGUGGUAGGUAUAAAAUUCAGACCUUUAUAUUCAUUUUAGGCAAAUGAAAACAAGACCUGGAGAUUUUAUUGAUUGUUUAGAUUCAGUUGAAGACACCAAAGGAAAUAAUGGAGAUAGAGGUAGACUCUUGGUAACAAAUUUAAGAAUUCUCUGGCACUCUUUGGCAUUAUCAAGAGUCAAUGUUUCUGUCGGUUACAAUUGCAUAUUGAAUAUUACAACAAGGACUGCUAACUCUAAAUUACGAGGCCAAACUGAAGCUCUUUAUAUACUAACAAAAUGUAACAGUACUCGUUUUGAAUUUAUAUUUACAAAUUUGGUUCCUGGAAGCCCUAGACUUUUUACUUCUGUGAUGGCAGUACACAGAGCAUAUGAAACUUCUAAAAUGUAUCGUGAUUUUAAAUUAAGAAGUGCACUAAUUCAGAACAAGCAACUAAGACUGUUACCACAAGAACAUGUAUAUGAUAAAAUAAAUGGAGUAUGGAAUUUAUCCAGUGAUCAGGGCAAUUUAGGAACCUUUUUUAUUACCAAUGUGAGAAUUGUAUGGCAUGCAAAUAUGAAUGACAGUUUUAAUGUCAGUAUACCAUAUCUGCAAAUUCGUUCAAUAAAGAUUAGAGAUUCAAAAUUUGGUUUAGCUCUUGUCAUAGAAAGCUCUCAGCAGAGUGGUGGAUAUGUUCUUGGCUUUAAAAUAGAUCCUGUGGAAAAACUACAAGAAUCAGUUAAGGAAAUCAAUUCACUUCACAAAGUCUAUUCUGCCAGUCCCAUAUUUGGAGUUGAUUAUGAGAUGGAAGAAAAGCCCCAGCCACUUGAAGCUCUGACAGUCGAACAAAUUCAAGAUGAUGUAGAAAUAGACUCUGAUGAUCACACGGAUGCUUUUGUGGCUUAUUUUGCUGAUGGCAAUAAGCAACAAGAUCGUGAACCAGUAUUUUCAGAAGAACUGGGGCUUGCAAUAGAGAAAUUGAAGGAUGGAUUCACCCUACAGGGACUUUGGGAAGUAAUGAGUUGAUUGAUCUUGAGUUGAGAUGGAUUUCUAUUAAAGAUAUCUCUAGUUUAAAGAUA
This is a messenger RNA of Piliocolobus tephrosceles (Ugandan red Colobus), 1468 nucleotides long. RefSeq names its product Bardet-Biedl syndrome 5 (gene BBS5). Gene Ontology annotation, molecular function: phosphatidylinositol-3-phosphate binding. Gene Ontology annotation, biological process: cilium assembly; intracellular transport. NCBI's taxonomy places the organism in Eukaryota, Metazoa, Chordata, Mammalia, Primates, Cercopithecidae. The transcript is spliced from 11 exons. The record is from RefSeq and is a predicted model, not a curated record. The coding region runs from base 456 to 1415 and encodes 319 amino acids. Gene Ontology annotation, cellular component: BBSome; ciliary basal body.